AUGAUGAUGGGUUACUCAUCUGAAUCCGAUAUUGACUACGAGCAGCCCCAAUACAAGCGUAAGAAAUUAUCAGAUCCGCAAGUCUGCAUCGUGUGCCAGUUCAGCGAUGCAAGAUCCACUGGCUACGACAUUGUAAUUGCACCAAAAUCAUCAUCAUCAUCAUCGUCCCCCAACACUAUGACUAUCAGGCCUGCCCUUCGCCUCAAAACCGGUCAUGAUAUGUUUGCUUUCUGUGGUCUGGGUUCCACUCUCUAUCUGUUUGACUACCAACCCUCCACGUCAGCAUACAGGCUUGACCUGUCCCCGCACCUCCUCGCCUCUGGGCCCACCGUGGAGCUGGGGAUUGACGACCUCACCCACGUGAGCUGCAUGCGCCACCCAAAGCACCUCCACCAGGCCAUCCCCACACCCGAUGGCACAAAGAUCCUCGUCUUCUCACAAGUCAUCAAAUUCAACGAAGACACAGGGUUAGCCGGAGGCAACAAUUUCGAGCUCUACGAUCCCUCAACUGACACCUGGCUUCUGCUCCCGGGAAUCCAAGACGAUUGCUUUGAUGAGGACCAUUGCUGGGCCCGCAUCAUGGACUAUGCUUUUGUGGAUGACACUACUUUCUUCAUACAGAUGGCAAGGAGAAACUCACGCAAAAGCAAAAAAACCAUCUUCUGUCUCAAUCUCGACACUAUUGCUAGGGGCUGGCAGAGGCAGGACAACUAUUUUGGGUCCCACUCGGUUUGCAUGCGGCGGAGCUUCGGCCGUUUUCAUGUGAUUGAGGAAACGCUGUGCGUGACGCCCCAUCACAUUUAUGAUCUGAGGAGGAGGAGGAGGAGGAGGAGAGAUGAAGAAUCUUUGGUGGUGGGGCCAUGGGCACCCGAUUUCCGCGAGUCGGCUGCUGCUGAUUCUGUGUGGCUUGUCGAUGGCAAUAAGGUGGGGGGAAAGUACACGUUUUGCACUUUGAUGGCAGGGAUAAGGAGAAGAACCCGGGAACCUAAACUUGUAGUGGCUCUCCACCAAUUUGAUGUUGCCUGCUAUAGAGAGCAUGAGGAGGAACUCAGCAACAGCAUCUUGCCUGGGGAACGCUUCGACAUUUUUCCCCUCGGCCACAACAAAUGUCGUGAAUUUGAUCCCAUCCACUUCUUCACCAUCUCCAACUAA
Striga asiatica is the source of this 1152-nucleotide messenger RNA. The record is from the annotation of a GenBank genome assembly. Lineage: Eukaryota; Viridiplantae; Streptophyta; Magnoliopsida; Lamiales; Orobanchaceae.